This is a messenger RNA of Clonostachys rhizophaga, 588 nucleotides long. The record is from the annotation of a GenBank genome assembly. Lineage: Eukaryota; Fungi; Ascomycota; Sordariomycetes; Hypocreales; Bionectriaceae.
AUGAAGACUCUCAUAGCGACUGUUACGGAAUGUCUCUGCGGUGCAUCCGUGAAUUCCGGCCUUCCACACUCUCAAAAUCGCCCCGGAUUGAUUUCCGAAAAGCCCUUGUUUUCGCCUUACACUGACGAUGAACGUGUUGACCAAUUCGUUGAGAUCAUUCGCACGGCUGAACUGGACGACCCUCAUCUUCUCGAGAAACUCAAUGCAACCAUCUCUGCGUCGGGAUGGAAAGAUUCUCUGUCUGAAUCUAUUCUCCACGGCAUUGAAGCAAUCCUGAAAAACGGGGCGGCAAUGGGAGAGGCGAUGACCGAAGCUGUCAGGCGCGCAACGAAUCUAGCUCGAGAAUUCGCCGAGCGGCACCCCGUUUACGCCGCACUCAUUGCCGCCGGCACCAUCAUUGCGAUCGGUGUUCUGGUCAUCAUGGGCCCCGGAUGGGUUCUGGAGGCUUUGGGGUUUGCAUCUCGAGGCCCACGGCUUGGCAGCUUCGCCGCACGUUGGAUGAGUCGCAUUGCAAAAGGGGAGCAGGGCCAAGUGGUUCGAGGGUCACUAUACGCGUAUCUCCAGAGACUUGGUAUGACACUUGGAUAG